This is a messenger RNA of Diabrotica balteata, 948 nucleotides long. NCBI's taxonomy places the organism in Eukaryota, Metazoa, Arthropoda, Insecta, Coleoptera, Chrysomelidae. The record is from the annotation of a GenBank genome assembly.
AUGGAAAUAUUUUGCUUAAGAGAUAUUCACGACUUACAAGAUAUUGCUCUAGAUAGCAGGGUGGAUGGACUAAUUUGUGGGGAUUUUGGAUAUUUACAUGUAUCCAAAGUGGAUAAAGAUCCACGUUUUAUCCAAACUGGUAUUUGCAAAGAAGAAGUCGUACGACUUAUGCUGAAACGAAAUCAACAACUUAUUAUACAGAAGUUUAAAACCUUGGCGUCUUUAUUACAGAUCGAAAGAGAAAAAAAUAUUUUUAACCAGUGUAGCAUACUAGAUAAGGCAAUUGAAGAAAUUCGGCUAUUAGUAAAGAAAGAACGUGAAUAUUUAGAACUAAAAAACAUUUUGUUUUUAAGAAAACGUAACAAUUUUAUUCAGAUGUAUACUAUUUUGUCCAAACUACCUCCAGAGCAAAGAAAUAUAGAAAAUCUUAAAUUUAGGGCAAUCCUCGAUGCGAACGAACCAUCUACAAUAGAAAUAAAAGAUUCGGAUGACGAAUUACAAAUUGUAAACAGGGAAAAGGUACCUACAGCAAAAUCAGCUCUUAAUGUAAAUUUGAAAUCAAUAUUAAAACCUUUAAUACCGUUACCAAUUAAUAGAGAGUCAAGUCAUUCCUCAAAUGAGGAUCAAAAACCAUUCACAGACAAAAGUAUUCCAGAUAUAAUUAAAAAACCCUGGUAUGUCAAAACAACAAAAAUAAUAGAAAACAAAUUUAAGAUGGUGAAGAUACCUCAAACAGAUCCAAUCGUGGAAAAAAGCAGGUUUGCUAUUGCUGAUACGAAGGAUACGAUAAUUCACAACAGAAAUAGAUUUCAAACUGCCGUUGAAUGUAAAAAUAAAAACGUUAACUGUAAACCUCAAACAAGUAUUGAAAAUAUGGUUGAUGCUGAUAAGCUUGUUUCAUCCGUGAUAAUAGAUUUAGAUGAUAUACCUUCUGAUAAUGAAAUGUAA